UGGAUGCAUUCUAGCACUUCUUUUUUUAUUUUUUUAUUUUUACCAAUACGCCCAAAUCCUCUACCCGACAUAUAUCUUAUUAUCUGGACCUCCUUUUUUUUAAUUUGUGGCAACGGACGCGUGAAAUCAAGGAGGGACGGAUUCGUCAGCCCUGCUCGGUGCUGGAUACCGAUGUAGGAUUUCGACAUGCCCAGCGCUGACGACCCCAACAACGGCGGACGAUUAUGACUACAUCGGCGAAUUGGGUGGCUAACGGGGCAAGCCUUGAGGACUGCCACUCCAACAUCUUCUCUCUGGCGGAGUUGACGGGCAUUAAAUGGCGCUGCUACAGCUUCCGUGGCAGCGGGGAGUACGGGCCGGUGAUCUCGGCCCCGGCCCAGGACGACCCGGUGCUGCGCAGCUUCAUGCGCUGCGUGCAGGCCAACCUGCUGUGCGUGUGGCGGCGCAAGAUAAAGCCCGACGCAAAGGAGCUGUGGAUCUUCUGGUGGGGCGAGGAGCCCAACCUCUCUGACGUCAUCCAUCAUGAGCUGGAAGUGGCAGAGGAGGGACUGUGGGAGUGCGGACUGUCCUACGAGUGCAGGACUCUCCUGUUCAAGGCCAUUCACAACCUGCUGGAAAGGUGUUUGAUGGAUAAAGGAUUUGUGCGACUCGGGAAGUGGUUCUUCAAGCCACACGACCUGGAAGAGAAGACUCUGGGCAACAGUGAACACCUGUCAUGUUCCUUCACCUUCUUCCUCCACGGGGAGAGCAACGUGUGCACAAGCGUGGAGAUCGCCCAGCACCAGCCCGCGUACCACAUCACAGAACACCACAUCCGUCUUGUGCAGACCUCCAUUACGCCAGUGCAAGUGAUCCUGAGUCCAUACGGUCUGAGUGGCACUCUCACCGGUCAGGCCUACAAGAUGAGUGACCCGGCCGUACGGAAGCUGAUGGAGGACUGGAGCUACUUCUACCCCAUGGUGCUCCAGCAGAAAGAGGGGGGCGGAGAGAAGGAGAAAGAGGAAGCCAGUCAGGCCUACGGUCCCAACAGUCACGUGGCUGUGGAGGUCAUCGUAGGUGGAGUGAGGAUGACCUACCCAGCUGCUUUUGUGCUGCUUGCCCAGGGGGACCUACCGGUGGAGCAGCCUCCACCUGUUCCUGCGGCUCAGGGCCUCAGCAGGGAAUCGAACCACUGCAGCGUGCCGCUCACGCCGCCAACGUCCCCGGAACAGCCCUGCUCCGCGGACAGUGGCUUUGUGACCUCUGUUUCCAGUGUUCCCACAAUGGACAGCAGCAUGGGGGUCGCUAGCGUCAGCCCAAAGCAUUCUGGGAAGAAACUCACGUGUCAGGUGGUGCACCAGGCCUGGAGGGAGUGCUACCUCAGCCAGCCUAAGCAUGUACCGAACCCACCAUCUGACUCCACGCCUAAGAAGGAAGUGCCAAAUGGAGUUACCACAUGGGACUUCAAUGAUCUGGGAGCGAGAGCGCCCUGCAGCUGCUCCAGGGUGAGGCAGCAGAAGCUAAACCUGACCAAUACAUCCAGUGCCAACACCCAGACCAGUGCCAACCCCACUCAGCCCUCCGGGCCGUCAUUAUACUCUCCCUCCCUGCCCAAACACAAGACAAGUGAGAAGACAGAGAAGGCGGACAAACAGUCCAAGAGGCCAGCCAUGAUCUCCUUCCACCACCGUCUAUCUGUCAUGCAGGACUCCCCUCUGGAACAGGACUCGCCGGGAGGGCCCCAGCUCGGGGGUCUUGUGGCGCUGGAGCCAUCCAUGGAGCCUCUGGCCGCGCUGCCGACUUGCAAGUAUCCCAAAAUGCUCUCCCGGAAAGCUGGCGAGUCCCUCCUCCAUUCACCGAUGUCUCCGCUACCACCCACGCUCAGCCCGCACCCCCGGGUGCAGGACCCAGAGGUUCUGGACGGGCCCGUGGAUAUGCCUAUGUGUCCAGACGGAGUGUCAGGUCUGGGGCUGAUUAGCAGCGAGACAGCUGUGUAUACAGCUCUCCUGAGGCAGAGGGAGAGUGGAGCCGUCUGGUGGAGAGGCUUCAGGACGCCCAGAACUGAUAAGACUGACUUCAGACCCCCCGAACUCCCCGCUGAUAAAUUAGAGGAAGUGAAGACGGAGGCGUUCACGGAAGGAGCUCCGCUAAAGAGACUAUACACACAGACUCUCAAGAGGUUUAAAAUCUCAGAGGACAGGGUGAAGGAACACAUCCACACGUUGGGGCUGUUCCAGCAGCCGGGGGUGGAGACACUGCGCGAGCCCGGGGAGGAUCCCUACGACUUUAAAGAAGGAGACAUCGAGUACACUUUCUCCUCCUCCAAACGGUUAAAGGGCCAAGGACGAGAACCCAGCAAGAAGGCCAAGGGAGAAGAAAUCACCAGCAAUGGAGUGCUGCCCGAUGGGAAAGACGCUAUGUCCAUUUUUAACUCGGCACCAAAAUCAGAUGUUUGUGCGGCUGGAGAUGAAUCGGGUCAGGACGACGCAGCCGCCAAAGCGAAUCCUUCUCUGACCAGAGAAAAAGAUCUGGUGGUUAACAUCUCUGAUCUCGACAACAUCUUUGACGAAGACGAGGACGAGCUGGGGCACUCAACAAAGCAGCCGCUGUCGACUGAAGAUCGCCCCCAUGGGAAGGAAGGGAGAGUUGCAGUACCUUAUCCAUCAACAGUAGCAGACCUCCAGCGAAUGUUUCCCACCCCGCCCUCUCUCGAGCAGCACCCGGCCUUCUCCCCCAUCACGACGUAUCGUGACACCCCGAGCCAAGAGCCCCCCGCGCCCAGCGGAGCAGCCGACCACAUGGCGACUUUAGCCGCCAUGCACCUCAAUGAGUACAGGAUGGAGAUGGAUGAGGGCAUGGCCAGCCCCAGGCAGGAGGAGCUCAAGCCACAAAUAGGUUCCUCCAUGUUUGCCCCACUGUCCUGCCUACCCAGCCAGACUCUACCGCCACUCAAGCUUCCUGACCAGUGUUACUACCGUCCAUCCUGGGCCCUCAUGCCCAAAAUGGAGCAUUUCCCUGCAGUCAUGCAUCCCCAGAAUAACCCUUUCAUCAAGGAUGGAUACACAAACGUCCCCAGCGUCACAGACCAGGAGUAUGCACAGAUGAGCGGCAACUCUGCUUCUGUGGGCACCACGGUUGGCAUCCUCCCGUCUCCUGCCACUCCCCGCUUCUCCGUGCCCACGCCACGCACCCCUCGCACGCCGCGGGGUAUCAACGCUGCGAGCUCUGGGCACGGCUCGGUGAAGCAGGACGGUACCGAGCUCAGCUCACCUGCCUCCACCAGCAUGCCUCUCAGCUCGGUCGAGCCCCAAGCCCGGCCAGGACCCUCCCUGCCCGAGGCCCACAGCCUGUACUCUAUCUUGCUUCUGUCAGACUCCGUCCUCAAUGUCUUCAAGGAUCGCAACUUUGACAGCUGCUGUAUUUGUGCUUGCAAUAUGAAUGUCAAAGGAGCAGAUGUGGGGGUGUACAUCCCUGAUUCCACCUGCGAAGAUCAGUACCGUUGUAUGUGUGGCUUCAGUGCCAUCGUGAACAGGCGGCUGGCCCACGGCACGGGCCUCUUCCUGGAGGACGAGCUGGAUAUAUACGGUCGGACUUCUGAGGUGGGCCGGGCAGCCGAGAGGAGGCUGGCUCUUUGUCGGCGGGACCCAACGAUGAGAGACCCCAGGGCCAAGCGGCCUCAGGACGCGGCGCCGGCCUCGCCAGCGGUCAUGAUUCUUCUGCAGGAGCAGUGCUCCCAGCCCAUUUCCUCCCUGACAGCACUGCACCUCCCUCUCAGCUGUUCCUGUCACGGCCGCAAGGGGGCACUGCUGCAGAGCUGGAUGUCUGAGAAGCAGUGGGCAGACGGGAGUGAUGCCUGCGUGGAGUGUUACAAUGCCUUGGAACAGGGGCUGCAGUACGUGGAUAACUCCACAGGAGGGAAAGUAGAUCCAGCUGUUGUCAGAAGUACAGCUCUUCACUCCUGGCCGCACACUAAUGUGGUGGACAUGAGCAAGUUGUCGUCCCAGGAUAUGGUGCGUAUGCUGCUGUCCCUGCAGCCUUUCCUGCAGGACGCCAUCCAGAAGAAGAGAACAGGACGGACCUGGGAAAACAUCCAACACGUUCAAGGCCCGCUCACCUGGCAGCAGUUCCAUAAGAUGGCUGGGAGAGGCUCCUACGGUUCGGAAGAGUCCCCGGAGCCCUUACCCAUCCCUACGGUGUUACUGGGCUACGACCGAGAGAAGGAGUUUUUAGCGUUGUCACCUUUAGCAUUACCAUUCUGGGAGAAGCUGCUACUGGAGCCGUACGGCGGGCAGCGGGACGUGGCCUAUCUGGUGCUGUGCCCCAACAGCCCCUCCUUGCUGGCGGCGGCCCGGGCCUUCUUCCAGGAGCUCAGCGCUGUUUACGAGACCUGCCGCCUUGGGAAGCACCGUCCUCUGGCCAAGGUUUCCAGGGAGGGUCUUGUGCGUGUGGGCGAGGACGUGGAGCCGGAGAAGCUGGAGGAGCUCGAUGUGGAGCAGUGGCUGACUGGACCCUGGGCUGGACAGCAGCACAAUGACAACCUCAGCAAACUUAAACUCUAUGCUUACGCCUGCAAGCAGCAGCUAGGUCCCCAGCUCUCCGCUCUGCCUCUGGACAGCAGUCUCCUGCUGCCUCCCGUUAACAACACGUCCUCAGUCCAGCCUGCCUCGUCUGGCCCGACUCAAGCCUGGGCUCCUGAAGGAGAGCAGGCUCAAGGUCCUGUCAGCUCAGCAACCGCUCCGACCCCAACUGGAGCGACCUCGGGCCCAGCAGGGGAGACGACUCAAGGAGGAACCAGCGACUCGAAGGGGUCUUCUAGCGCCACGCCACCAGCUAACACACCAGCAGAACCCCCUGAGCUAACUGCAGAGCAGGCUCGAAUCGGCAUCCCCACCCUGGCUGACUCCGUGGACAGCCACUCCAACCCACCAGCGGUUGUCAUUUACAUAGUGGAUGCUUUUCUCAGCUCAGGUGAAGCGAGAGGUGAAGGCGGAGAGGAAGAGGAGGGCGACAAGGUAGAGGCCGGUAGCAUAUGGCUGCUUGGGCUCCUACGCUGUUACACGGAGAUGCUCCAGACUUUGCCUGAGGUGAUGAGACCUGCACUGGUGCUACAGGUGGUGCCAUGCCAGUAUCUUCUGCAGCCGGCCAGCGGGGAGAGUCACCUGUACCUGCAGCACCUGCGCUCCCUGGCCUUCUCUUGUUACUCCCAGUGCAGACGUCUGCUGCCCCAGAAAACACCCAUCAAGUCCCUCACUGGCUUUGGACCAGUGUCCACUGUCAACUCUGUGCUUAAAGGUCCAGAGCAUCCGAGCCCGCUGCAGCUCUACACGGCCCCGUUCAUCCUCACUCCGGCUCGUCCCAAGCAGCCAGAGCAAGGAGAGAUAUGGGCAGAGAUCCCUCCCAGAUACAACGUCCUCUAUGUAGGAUACUGCCUAUCACAUGACCAGCGCUGGAUCCUGGUGUCCUGUACUGACCGUCAGGGGGAGCUCCUGGAGUCCUGUAUCAUCAACAUUGACGUACCCAAUAGAGCGCGGCGUCCAAAGGUUUCAGCGAGGAAGAUGGGACUGCAGAAGCUGUGGGAGUGGUGUAUUGGCAUCAUCCAGAUGACCUCCCUGCCAUGGAGGAUUGUGAUUGGUCGAUUAGGCAGACUCGGGCAUGGGGAGCUAAAAGACUGGAGCUCGCUGCUCGGGGAACACUCCCUCCAUUCAAUAGGGCGCCAGCUGAGGGAGGCUUGUCGCAUGUGUGGGAUCUCAGCUGCCGAAUCUCCCAGCAUUCUCAGCGCCUGCCUGGUAGCCAUGGAGCCACAGGGCUCCUUUGUCAUCAUGCCUGACGCAGUGACCAUGGGCUCAGUGUUUGGACGCAGCACAGCUCUGAACCUGCAGACGUCGCAGCUGAACACACCUCAGGAUGCUUCCUGUACUCACAUCCUCGUCUUCCCCACUUCUUCCACCACCCAGCUGGCACCCAGCUCCUACCCCACAGAGGACAAUAAUGAUGACAUGUUCGAUCUGCCUUUCCCCGACGAGCUGGAGAACGACAUCGGCCACGACAUGAUGCUGAUCACAGGGAACCUCCACCCUUCCCCCAACACCUCCCCUGUGCCCUCGCCCGGUUCUCCGUCCGGGAUGGGAAUGGGAUCCAACUUCAAUCACACCAGGAGCCAGGGAGAGCGCCUGCUGUCCAGGGACAAUCCACCGGAGGAGUUGAAGCAGCAGCCACUGGCUCUGGGUUACUACGUCUCCACUGCACAAGCAAACGGACUCCCUCACUGGUUCUGGGCCUCCUGCCCUCAGGCUGAGAGUCAGUGUCCGCUCUUCCUCAAGGCGUCGCUCCACCACCAUAUCUCCAUCACCCAGUCAGAUGAGCUGGUGUCAGACAAGAGUAAGAGGACCCCUCACCCAUUAGACUCAAAGACCACCUCUGAUGUGCUCAGGUUUGUAUUGGAACAGUACAACGCCCUCUCCUGGCUGACGUGUACCCCUGCCACCCAAGACCGCCAGUCCUGCCUGCCUGUCCACCUGGCUGUGCUGAUCCAAAUGUACAAUGCCAUCCUGAACAUGCUUUAGCCAGUGGAGACUUGAAGGACAUCUGUAGGGGACAGACGGUUUUAUUCCCUCCGUGCCUACACUUCCUCCGAACAGGCACCAGAGAGCGCCAGAACUCUUCUGUUGCUUGUGGGUAGAAAUACAUUUCUAAGGGCCAAAAAAAGGACAGGGCAUGUCCGACUCUCCUGGGGCUGGCAUGUGAUGACAAAGAAAAGUGAAAUGCUUCGGACAAUAAGUUUGGGUUCAACGUGGCUUCGGUGGAAGUCCAGUUUGUACCUUCAAAACUGACACUGUGCCAGUCCUGGUGCUUUCUGAGGAAGAAACAUGUGUGUCCAACUGUGCCCGUUGACACAUAUCACAACGUUAACUCUCUGCUGAUGGAAGAAGCGUCAGGUCCCACAAGGGCGACACAUCUCAGUGGCAUUUUGAAGCAUCUGUGGAUGACAAGGGGCGACAGCGUCUGAUUCUCGCCUGUGCAAAGGGGACGUCUGUGCAGAGCCACAUUAACUCCAUGUUGUACAACCAGCAAAAUGGCAUGACAACACACGCCCAUGGCUUUGUUACAUCGAUGUCGCAUUAAUGUUUUUACAUGUUUUUGUACAGAGCUGCACUGUUGAGCUUCUUGGGACUUGCAGUCGGUCGAUGAACCUCUUACCUUUACUCUGAACAGGGCAAACGUCCUCCUUUACUCCAAAGAGGGAGCAUUUGAUAAUGGCACUUUUUUCCUCACCUUCCAAAGUGUUGUAGAUGCGAAACACGAUGGGAAAUAUUUGAUCAGCUAAGGCGCAGGUGUGUUGUUUAUAAUGUAUGACAUACCUUUGCAAAGAAUUGAGACUUAUUUUUAAUAUUUAAAAUGAGAAAACGAGAAACUUAAACAAGGCCUUUUUUCCCGGUCGACAGUUAAUUGUCUUGGGAUCUGAAAUAAAAAUUUGUCAUUUAAAUGCAAUUGUAAAGAUGCCAUAUUUAUACAAAUUAUAUCAUGUCAUAGAAUUUGAUAUGCUAUAUGUAUAUACAUAAAUAUAUAUUACCUCUUCCAAGCAGGCACUUAAUGAUAAGGCUGGGGGACACAACCAUCUCCCUACACACAGUAUGAACAUUUAUCAAAGAAAAUGCAUUUGAGUUGUUCUGUCUUUUUUAUUUUCUACAGAUACUGAACAUCUUUUUAUUUAAAUGUUUAAAUUAAACGAACUGAUGCAGGAGAUACAGUAUACUGUAUAUUUAUAAAGUGUUCCUCUUCUGCUAAAAGACUUGAAAUAGGCAAUAGAAAAAAACAUGGUAUUUGAACGUUGCAAGGAAAUUAAAUAUUUAAAAAUGAUGCUUUAUUUCAGUGGCUCUCCGAAAUGAUGUCAAGCAAACCAUUAGAAAGGCCCGUCUCUCCAGCUCCGCCCGGUCUGCUCUUUGUUAGAUUCCUAGCAUGUUUGUAUAUACACUUUUCAGCUGUGUUUUUUGGAAUUUCUUAAAGCUGUACAUUUCAUGCUGGUUGGUUUACUUUCAAGUGAUUCAUAUCAAAGUAUUUUUUUGCUGUGAGCUUUUGAUAUAUAUAAAUAUAUAUAUCUAUAUAUCUAUAUAUAUAUAUAGUAUACAGCGCAAAACCCAUUUGAUUACAGCCAAGAGGUUGAAUUGCCAAGUAAAGUGUACACAAAUGUACAGACAAGGGCAAGUUUGCAAAAACAAUUGUUACAUCUCUCAUCACUUUGAAUAUCAGACAGAUCCACUUUACUGGGAGAGAUCUGUUACUUUUACACUCUUUUUUAGUAAAUUAUUAAAACUCUUGAAAAUUA
This is a messenger RNA of Platichthys flesus (European flounder), 8302 nucleotides long. RefSeq names its product mediator of RNA polymerase II transcription subunit 13-like. The coding region runs from base 225 to 6542 and encodes 2105 amino acids. Lineage: Eukaryota; Metazoa; Chordata; Actinopteri; Pleuronectiformes; Pleuronectidae. The record is from RefSeq and is a predicted model, not a curated record. The transcript has 31 exons. Gene Ontology annotation, molecular function: transcription coregulator activity. Gene Ontology annotation, cellular component: mediator complex. Gene Ontology annotation, biological process: regulation of transcription by RNA polymerase II.